AUGCUGUUGCCCGUCUUCCUUGAGAGUGUGUGUCGCUGUGUACUUGUGUAUCUUCGCGCUAGCGCACACGUGAAGGAAUGCCUGCCUCCCUUCACCCAUCGUCCACACAUUGAUCCUCGCCUUCUUUCCAUCCUGCUCGGUUGCUGCCUCUCUCUCUCUCCCCCCCCCCUCCCUCCCUCUUGCGCUCCCCUGCACGAGCUCCUUGUCCGCCUGCGCGUAGGCCUCACGGUGCGCGUCGACAAGGGCCGUACCCACACCCCACACCUUUCCCACACGCACAGUCGAAUUCACGUGCACACACGCGAACCACCUCCUCUCGGUGCACAUGUACCUCUCAAACCCACCCCUACCUCUUUUCUCCAAGUCACCUCUGCCUUCAUUCUCUCGUUCUUCUCCUUUCUUCUCUCUCUCUGUGUGUGUGUGUGUGUGUGUAACGGAAGGGUCGAGCGUGGAGGAGGAAAAGGCAACAGUGGCGCGUGUGGCCUUUGUGUUCAUCACGGGAAAAAAAUUUACGCUUUGUUCGUGUUUGCCGGUGAUUUUGUGCGUAUUCGUGUGAUCCGCGAAGCAGCUGCCAGCGAGCGAAUGGCACCUUGCGCGUGCUGCGCCAUACAGCAGCGGCCCUGUACGUUUCUCGCACUGCUUCUAGCCGCUGUAGUGUGCCUCCCCUCCUCCUCACCUUCAUUGAUCCUCCCGGGCGUCCUGCACGCCGCGGCGCUGCUGCCGUCACGUGACCUCUUUCUUAGACGCGCUGGCAGCACCUACAACUACACCAUGUACUCCGGCAGCGCGGUGACGGGUGAGUCUCACUUUACCGGGCUCACCACGUACCCCUACGUCUUCUCUGCGGGCAUGAACAGUGCCAUUGUAGCCAUGCUCAACGGGUUCCUCUCCUCUGUAAAGUCGAACGUGAGCGCGGUGGGCGGCGGCUUCCACGAGUGCAUCGACAAUAAGUUAGGUGCCGUGGACGGGACAGCGUGCUUCAAAACACUUUUGGCUGCCGCUCCGCCCGCGGACUGUCCAGCCGCGAACAAGCUCUGCUGCCCGCUCUUCUGGCGCGUCGAGAGCCAAGGCCUGCGCACCACCAUGGCCCAGGUCAUCCCGCAGACGCUCUUCUGGAACGGUGCGACGAGCGUGAACGGCUUCUUCACGAAUUUCUCACGGUCGUACCUGGACGCCAACCGCAACUGCAGCAAGCCGCUCUUGAGCCCAGCCUCCCCCGUCAAUCUCGCCAUGGACGCGUACGGCGAGUGGCGCUUUGUCGGUCUCGUGACCACCUACACGCUUCUCGAGACCGCCAUCAACCGCAGCGCGUCGAGCGCAGCCCCCAUUUUUGGCGAAAACCCGCAGGACGCCAUCACGAACACGAUAAGGUCACAGCAGCCUUUCUACAAGAUCAUCACUGUCCACAUCGCCGGCGGCGUCGAGGCGCUGCUGCUGCUACUGCUCUUUCUCUUCGUCGUUGUUGCAGGACCCUACAGCAUCGGUCGGCCAGCGAUACGGGUGCGCGAGCUCCAGCUGCUUACUGUGGACCUUGUGUCGCAGUACCGCAGAAAGAGUGCUUGUGCUUUUCUCGACGAGCUGAGCAGCUCAGAGGGGUGCCGCAGCCCGCGAAUGAGGUCACGAAGCAGAAGCAGCAGCGCCGGUAGCGGCAACGGCGAUGGCGGCGGCUAA
This is a messenger RNA of Leishmania major strain Friedlin, 1671 nucleotides long. RefSeq lists its product as hypothetical. Lineage: Eukaryota; Euglenozoa; Kinetoplastea; Trypanosomatida; Trypanosomatidae. The record is from RefSeq and is a predicted model, not a curated record. Bases 1 to 1671 code for a protein of 556 amino acids. The transcript has a single exon.